Messenger RNA from Fusarium odoratissimum NRRL 54006, 1071 nucleotides. RefSeq lists its product as uncharacterized. The coding region runs from base 1 to 1071 and encodes 356 amino acids. The record is from RefSeq and is a predicted model, not a curated record. The transcript has 4 exons. NCBI's taxonomy places the organism in Eukaryota, Fungi, Ascomycota, Sordariomycetes, Hypocreales, Nectriaceae.
AUGAAACUUAGAAAAUGGAGUCGUCUCGCCAUUGAAGAUUAUCUCAUGGUCUUUGCCUUCGUCAACUUUACAGGAGUUGUCGUCUCGAUCAACGAAGUCGCCGAGAAAGGCAGUAACUACAUGCCCGCUGACGUCGCCGCAAAGCUCACCCCCGAUGGAAGACAACAAGCUAUAAUCGGGAGUAAAAUGACCUUUGUACUCGAAAUAUUCGCACUUACUUGUACAUGGACCAUCAAAGCGUGUCUUUUGUUUCUGUACGCGAGGUUGACGCAGGGCACAUCGAUAAGACAGAAAUGGGCAGUACGAUUUGUCUCUGCGUUUUGCGCGGUCACGUACAUCGUUGUUACCUUCAUGUUUGUAUUUUUUUGGUGUUCGCCUACGCCUGAAUAUUGGUCUGUUCCUGUUAACCCCAAGAAGAUGCAAUGUGCGACGUAUUACAACCAUAUGAUCUUUGCGACGGCUUGCAACAUCGCAAGCGACAUCAUGCUGAUCUUAUUACCGAUCCCAAUUGUCAUCAACAUCAGUCUCCCCAAGAAGCGCAAGAUCGGUUUGUGCUGCGUUUUUGGCCUCGGUUUGUUCAAUAUCCUCGCCGCCGUCCUCAACCGUUACUACAACUUCAGCAACCCCAACUCCUACGUCUUUCUCUACUGGUACGUCGCAGAAGGCGGCGUCGCCCUCUGGGUCGGAAACCUGCCUCUCUGCUGGCCCGUUCUGCGUCUCGCCAUCGGCUCCAAAGGCGAUUCCACCGACCCCUCCUCAUACCCCAACACUCCAUACCGCAACGGUUCAUACCCCGAAGGUUCAGCGCGACGGAGAACUCAAGGACUUCACCCGCUGUCAAGCAAACCUUCAAUCUGGGCUAAGUUGGAGGAUGAGGAUGGCGUGCGCACUGACGUUUCGCCAGAGCAGGGAAGCCAGAUUGAGCUGGUGGACCAGCAUGGACCGGAUCUGCUGCAGCGGCCGUACCGCGCUGAGGCGAAAAUUAGCAGUGGGACGCAGCAGCAUGAGAGGGCUCGUAGCGGACAGAUUACAGUUGUUACGAGCGUGGAGGUUAGCACGAAGCAGACGUAG